Molecule: messenger RNA, 1325 nt
Organism: Mollisia scopiformis
Lineage: Eukaryota; Fungi; Ascomycota; Leotiomycetes; Helotiales; Mollisiaceae
Product: S-adenosyl-L-methionine-dependent methyltransferase
Exons: 5
Coding region: 93-1235 (380 amino acids)
Molecular function (GO): methyltransferase activity
Source: RefSeq, a predicted model, not a curated record
ACCCGACAAACCCAACCUUUGCAAACACCAAACAUCACGCUAAUAAUCUAUCACGAAUCGUGCUGCCAUUUGAAACCGCGACUUGGUGGAGUAUGGCAGACACCAAUAAUUUAGCAGAGUUAGGAGGCGAUCAUCCUUCGGUGCAUCUGUCAACGGCUGAGCCCGCCCCGGCUGUCUCAAGCGCUGAUGCCGCCUUAAUGGACCCCGACGCCGAGGACGAAGAGCUCACAUCUGAAGAAGAGGAAGAGGAGGAAGCGGAAGAAGAGCACCACGACAACGACAAUGAUCGCGACUCAGCAUAUGGCGAAAGUCUCCAGGCCAGUGAUAUGGCCUCUAUCACAUCGGAAAUAACUAAACAUCGAUAUGAGAAUGGACGGCGGUACCACGCUUAUCGAGACGGUGCAUAUUGGGCGCCAAACGAUGAAGUUCACAACGAACAACAGGAUAUGGCUCACCAUUUGUGGCUUUUGACUUUUGACGAUAAACUAUAUCUAUCGCCCAUUGCUACUCCACAGAACGUUCUGGACAUUGGAACCGGCACAGGCAUUUGGGCAAUCGACAUGGCAGACAUAUUCCCAGCCGCAACAAUAAAAGGCGUUGACCUCUCCCCCAUCCAACCAAGCUGGAUACCACCAAACUGCAUAUUCGAAAUCGACGACGUUACGCUACCUUGGACCUUCCACGAGGAGUCUUACGACCUUGUACAUAUCCGCGAGAUGUUUGGCUCAAUUGGAGAUUGGGACGAGCUAUUUCUGCAAGCAUAUCAGACGCUCAAACCUGGAGGGUAUCUGGAAUGUGCUGAGCAUUCUGUAACUCCGGUCAGUGAUGAUGGUACGGUUGGUCCAGAUCACGUCUUCACACGUUAUGGAGUAACCAUGAAUGAAUUGGCGAGAAGAAGAGGGAAGGAAUUCGAUGUUUGGGUAACACUUGAGGAGCGGAUGAAAAAAGCUGGGUUUGUGGAUGUGGUUGCAAUUAGGAAGAAGUGGCCGAUGAAUGGGUGGAGUUCUGAUCAAAAAGAGAAGGAAUUGGGAAGAUGGAAUCAAUUGAGGGUCUCGCAAGGUAUAGAAGGAUUUGCCAUGCGAAUGCUGACGACUGUUGGUGGGUGGACACCUGCGCAAGUACAGAUAUUUGCUGCUCAGAUAAGAGCUGCAUUGAGGGAUAGAUCUGUUCAUGGAUAUCUUGACGUGAUCGUCGUAUACGGCCGGAAACCAGAAUCAUACGAGAAAUCAUAUUAGCUCAACGAUGAGAGGAAUUGGCUAAACAGAUAGCUUUACAGUAUGCAACAAAGCCAUUCCUACCACGAUGCUUACCGCCGAUCUGACUAU